Messenger RNA from Thrips palmi, 1168 nucleotides. RefSeq lists its product as uncharacterized. Lineage: Eukaryota; Metazoa; Arthropoda; Insecta; Thysanoptera; Thripidae. Gene Ontology annotation, cellular component: membrane. The coding region runs from base 149 to 1144 and encodes 331 amino acids. The transcript is spliced from 6 exons. The record is from RefSeq and is a predicted model, not a curated record. Gene Ontology annotation, biological process: sensory perception of taste.
CUCAGGCGGCUGCUCCGCCCGCUGGGCCAGGCUGUUUUUUGUGCAGUGGCGCGUCACACUGGCGUUGCUGCGCAUCAAUGGUCAUUAUUGCGGAGCAGGAUGGCCGCCAAGACCUACACAUUUCUGGACGUACUACAACGUCACCGUCAUGAUAGUGUUCACCACUUUCAAGAUGUUAAGCCUGGUUCUUUGUACUUCUGACAGCUUGCGAGACCCCGGCGAAUCCUAUUUUUCGGGGCUGAUUGCCGGGGACAUCUUGGCCAAGUGCUUGUUCUCUAUAGUACUGCAGGUGGUGUUGAUCCGGCGCCGCUUUGAGCUGACUGCCGUGGUUCAGUGCCUGGUCAGCUAUUCGGCGUCCUGCUCACCCUCUCUCCCUUCGUCUCGUCGCAUGGCUCUGGUCCUGGCGUGGUUCUUAGUCACCUCAUUGGGCCUAUUCGUCUUCGGCUUUGCUGCCGGUGACCCAUUCACAGAAAGCCUCUGGAAGUCAUUCAUGUACAUUGUCACCGACGUCCUGCCCACACUUCACACGGCGCUGAUCGAGCUUGCCAUUGUGGCCGUGCACACCGCCUGCGUGUUUCUCGGCCAGGACAUUGCCGACAACGUCCGGGGUCAGGUUUGUUCCCUGACCAUGCGAGACAGGAGGCAGGGGAGCUUGAGUUUCCAGGAGGACAUGGAGACGGCACUGCAGCUGCGGACGCUCCGAAUGCGGCAGCAGGUCUUGCACGACAUAGUGCGGGCCAGCAAUCGUGCACACGCCGCUGCUAGUCUCUACUGCCUUUUCAUAACUGUGAUGGAGGGCUCCAUCUGCUCGUUCGUCGGCAUCGCAGACUUUCGCUUGGAAUUCCUCGUCUGGGGUGUUGUCCUAGUGAUGAAGUUCGUCUCCAGCUGUAUCCUGGGCCAACAACUCUGUGAAAUCCAUUCCCGAAUAUCCGACACGCUUCAGGGGUUCCUAGUGAGCUACUCUUCCAUAGCCGAUGGAACAAGGAGAGAAGUGCAGGGUUUCCGCCAUCAGGUUGAGAUGCAAGACUGCCGCUGCGGGGUCUACGACCUUCUGUACUUCGACUUCCCCACACUGAAAGCGGUGAUCGGCACCUACAUGACCUGCUUGGUCAUCCUGUCCCAGUUCAAUUACGAAGAAAUAUAACACUGCAAGAAAAAGUGUGAAUAG